GCUGCCGCGGAGGGAAAGCGGGCGAGCGGAAAGAAAAAGGGAUGCGGCCGUGAUUUUCAGGGCAAACCUCUGGACGGUAUUUGGUAUCCCCUCCCCCCCAAAAAAGUAUCAUCAAGCUAGGCCUUGGGGGGGGGGGAUUCCUGAGGCUGGGGACUUCCUGAAUCCGGUUUGGUCGAGCCUUGCGGGUACUGAAAGUCUUUGGGACGGUAAGGCCGCGCGAGGACACAUUGUUGCUACGAUUAAGUUGGGAUGCCGGGGAGAUGCGUUGAAAUCUCAAACCCAUAGAAUCGCACUCAAUGGGUAUACAACCCUCCCUGUGGUGACUCAACAAAGGAAAGGGGGAGAAUUUGGAUAUGAGGCGGCUGUGCGAGCUUCUUUUUUUCGGGAUGAAAUCCUGUGCACCAACUUUUCUCCAAUCUGAUGCGCCCAUCGGAAUUAAAAUUGGAUCAUCUUGAAAUCUUCAACAACAACAUUUAAGAACAAAAUUUCCCUCCCCCCCCCUUGCUAAAUAUAGUAGUGAGAUGUUUCUUUUUCUUUUGCACCAAAGAUUAUUCAGAUUAAAAACCCCUACAGCAAUCGUUCCUUCAAAAAUAUAAAAGGCUACAGUUACUUUGUUUUGUCUCUAGGUUUGAUAUAAACUCAUGGAUUUUUUGUGAGACAGAAACUAUAACUUUUUUGCCAAUUUCUUUUUUUUUAAUUCCCUUCUAGGGUUACUAUGAAAGUUACUUCUUAAAGAAGAUGUUGCUAAGUUAAUUUAAAUUGACUGUAUUACUCAAUGAACCCUUCAGCUGCAAUGAGAACACAAUAGUACAUUUUUAGAUUCCCUGCUCCUCACAAUUUGCCAAAUCCAAAAAAAGUAACUUUUCACAAGGAUACUACAGAGUCAGUGUUCUUCAAAGGGCAAUUACUUUGUUAUCUGAAAUAUUAUCUGAAUAUAUUCUAUUUGGUCAACCAGUUAAAAAGAUGCUCCGCUACUGGGGUGAGAUCCCUGUUUCCUCCAGUCAGACCAACCGCAGCUCUUUUGACUUGCUUCAGCGGGAGUUCCGCACUGUAGAGGUCCAGGAUCCUCCAUUGCAUCAACCUUCGGCUAACAAGUCUAAGCCCACAACCACGCUUGAUAGUCCUUCAGAGCCCUGUAGCCUCACCAUUCAUACGGUCCAGCUAAUCCAACAUAACAGGAGGUUGCGUAGUCUCAUUGCCACGGCCCAGACUCAGAACCAACAACAACUGGAGGGUAUCAAGAUGGAAGGAAGUGAGUCUUUGCCAACUUGUCCUGGGUCUCCACCUCUCCCUGAUGACUUGCUUACUUUGGAUAGUAAAACACCCAAUAUGCCAUUCCAGUUGAGGCACAGUGAUCCAGAAAGUGACUUUUACAGAGGCAAAGGAGAGCCAGUAAUAGAGUUGAGUUGGACCUCUUGCCGCCAGCUUCUGUAUCAAUCUAUAGCUACCAUUUUAGCUCAUGCUGGCUUUGAAUGUGCCCACGAAAGUGUUCUGGAGACUCUGACAGAUAUCGCUCAUGAAUACUGCUUGAAGUUCGCCAAACUUCUGCGUUGUGCUGUGGAUAGAGAAGCUCGGCUUGGACAGACCCCUUUCCCAGAUGUUAUGGAACAGGUCUUCCAUGAAGUGGGUAUUGGCAGCGUGCUCUCUCUGCAGAGGUUUUGGCAACAUCGAAUUAAAGACUAUCAUAGCUAUGUGCUACAGGUUAGCAAGCAACUCUCUGAGGAGUAUGAAAAGCUUGUAAACCCUGAGAAGGCAGCAGAAGAUUUGAAACCUUUGAAAAUCAAGGAAGAACCUGUUAGUGACAUCACAUUUCCUAUGAGUGAGGAGCUGGAGGGGGAUCUUGCAUCUGGAGACCAGUCCUUGCCUGUGGGAGUCCUUGGAGCUCAGAGUGAACGCUUUUCAUCCAACAUGGAAACUGAGGCCUCGCCGCAAACUUCUGGUGGUGAGGUGAACACUUCUCCUCUUUGGAACUUGGCCCCAGUAAAAAUGGAACCACAAGAGAAUGAAGAAGGUAACGUUCACGGACACCAUGGAGUCCUAGGUGGUGAUGUAUUUGAGGAGCCAAUGUCAGGUAUGAGUGAAGCUGGGAUGCCACAGAGCCCAAAUGGUUCUGAAAGCAGUUACGGUUCUCAUUCCGCUGAUAGUUUGAUGGGCUCUUCACCGGUUUUCAACCAACGCAGCAAAAAGAAGAUGAAGAAGAUGUGAAUUAUAGCUGGGAAGUUCUGAGAAUGUGAACUAAUUCAGAAAAAAUUGGACUGUUAUCAAGAAAAUAAUGUUUGAGUUGAUGGAUUUGGCAGGUUGUGAUUACCGUUCUACCUGAGAGACUUUCCACCAGCUGAAGGUCUAGAUGGCUUUCAGUGGAGCAAACACCCUACAGUGACAGUUUUGGCAAAAAAGAGGUGUGGCUUUUGGUGAAAAAAGAUCAAUUCUGAUUACCCAUGGAAUCUUGUAAACCAGUGUAGUUUCUGGUCAGUUGGAUUUUAAGUAGUUUAAGCAAUGGUGCAAAUUGAAUUAAUGGUAAUAAUUUAAUAAGUGGUGACACUAUCUUUAACUUGAAGAGUGGAAACUAUGGAAGAGGCAUGAGGUAUUACGUCGUAAUGGAAAUCCGUAAAUUCCAUUUCACUUUUGUUACAUAUUAUACUUUUCAUUUUUGACUAUGAAUUUAUACUUUGAAGAACAGGUUUUUAAUACAGAAUUUUUGUUCCAAUAUAAUUACUAUUACCGUUGGUUUUUGCUCAAAAUCAUGGCUGAUACCUGCUUUUCCUUUUAAUGAACUAACUCACCAUAUUUAAAACUAAUACAAACUAGUGAAUUUUAUGUAUUUAUGGUUUCUAUGUUGUUUUAUGUUUUUAAUAUUUUUAUAUUUUGUUAUAUAGUACAUAUAUUACUUUGGUCUAUGAUUGCUGCAGUAAAAAGAACUUUAUGAACUAUAUGAAGCACUUUUUAAAAAAAAAAAUGUGCAUAAUUUUAUUUUCUUUAUGCUAGUCCAGAAGGCCAAUUUACUCAGAACAUUCAUCCAGCUCUGCAUACAAAUCUCCUAUGACUUAUUUCUUAAUUCUUUUUUACUUGCACUCUGAAUAUAUAAUUGAACCUAAAUUGAAUGCAGCUGGGAGUAAACUUUGAAAGAUAUGACAUCUUCAAAACCACUUUUAGUGAAGUUAUAUUAUAAUGUACUAUUCCUUUAUAAGUUUUUGUUUGUACCGUUGAUGCGCAAUGCUAAAUAUAUUUGAUCUGUGGAGGAUUUGUAUGAUACAUGCUUUUAAUUAUUGCUUUUUUUUAACCUACUCUUGGACAUCAUUUUUUAAAAUAAAAUUUCCCAUUUUUGAUCA
Messenger RNA from Thamnophis sirtalis, 3329 nucleotides. NCBI's taxonomy places the organism in Eukaryota, Metazoa, Chordata, Lepidosauria, Squamata, Natricidae. The record is from RefSeq and is a predicted model, not a curated record.